UGUUGGUGGCGUUGUGCGGCUGCCACACCGCUCGAACGGUAUAAACAAUUUUUAUAUUUUGCAUUUUUAAAUGUCGGAAAAUCAAUCUGUGAGCCAGCGCAAAAUGAAAAGCGACGCAUGGAUCAGCUGAUACACAACAUUUGAGAAUACUUAACUUUAUUGUCAUCAGACAAGCAGGGAGUUUAGACCAAAAAAAAAAACUACACCCGCAGUCCGAUCCUCGAAACGUGUGAUAAUAAAAUCACGGAACAAUCCGAAAAAUAUAAAAAGAAUAAUGCGGCAAUAUUCCGGUUUGGUGCGCUAAAGAAUUCGUGAUUUUCGAACGUGAGCUAGCAUUAUUGGAAUUGGAUAUGAGUUCGGUAAAAAUUUAAACGGAUUCCACUUUUGAAGGGCCAACUUUUCAGUGUCCCGGUGGCAGUUCCAUUAUCCGGAGAUGAAACCCACCCAGUUCGGAGGCACUAGCUCCAAGAUGACGGAGCCCAUUGAGUAUGUGACUCUGAUUAGCGACGAUUCCGAUGGUGAGCCCACGCCCAAAAGAAACGUCAAUCACCCGCCGUCGGCAUUGUCAGCACCCAAUCCUGGUCAGAAGCAAAAGCACCCGGAUGAGGACUCCAAUGACGCACCUGCCACCAGCGAUGAGCGACGCACAAGUAGGCGCAAUCGGCCAAAAGUGGAUUAUAGUAACAGGCCUAGUGGAAGUGGAGACACCGCAUCCAAUGACAAGUCAGGAUCGGCAUCCAUGGGAAAUAGCAACCAGCAGGCGGAGCGUCGCGGCCAAAGCCAAACCCGCAAGUCAGAAGCCAAUGCCACCUCCGUGUCCGGACCCAGUGCAGGAAAUUCCAGACCAUCCCAGAACGGAGAUUCCAAGGACCGGGAUGCCGGCACGCCCACGGUUUUGUCUGGCCAAGAGGGCGCCGUCUUCCAAUCUCGCCUGCCGUUUAACAAAAUGACACCCAACGAGGAAGCGUGCUUUCCAGACAUCAGUCGCUCGGGCAUUCUGGGCCAUCGGGUAUUCCUCAACAUUCGUAACAGCCUCUUGCACAUGUGGGUGGACAAUCCCAAGGUCCAGCUGAGCUUCGAGAUCGCCCUUAAGAACCUGCCGCCGCCAUUCGACAGCGAGCCCAGUUUGGUAAGGCGAGUACACUCGUUUCUGGAGCGUCAUGGCUUCAUUAACUUCGGCAUCUUUAAGCGACUUAAGCCUAUACCCGCCAAAAAGCUGGGCAAAGUCAUAGUGAUCGGGGCAGGGAUCUCCGGCUUAGCAGUCGCACACCAGUUACAGCAGUUCGGCAUGGAUGUGAUCGUCUUGGAAGCGCGGGAUCGAGUAGGCGGACGGAUAUCUACGUUUCGGAAGAACAGCUAUAUUGCCGAUGUGGGAGCGAUGGUGGUUACCGGCGUCUAUGGCAAUCCAAUGACGAUCCUCAGCAAGCAGAUCGGUAUGGACCUAGUACCCAUCCAGCAGACAUGUCCACUUUAUGGCCCAGAUGGCAAGCCCGUGCCGAAGGAUAAGGAUGAUGUGAUCGAGAGAGAAUUUAACCGACUGCUGGAAUCAGCCAGCUACCUUUCCCACCGUCUCGAUUUUAACUACGCCGGCGAUUGUCCAGUUUCUCUAGGCGAUGCCUUGGAGUGGAUAAUCAGUAUGCAGGAGAUGCAGGUGAUGCACAAACGGGGGCAGCACAUGCAGGAGAUCAUAGCUACCCAAACGAAGAUCAUUGAACAGCGUCGUCGACUGAAAACCCUUAGAGAUACCAUCGCCACACUAAAGAAUGAGCACUUGGCAAUGAUCAACCAGCGAAAACCCAAAGGCACGGAUGGCGAUCUGAAAUACUGUUACCAGGAGUUUAGCAUUAGGAACACCCAGAUCAAAAUGGAGGAAACGAUCAGUACGUUUAACGAUCUCCAUGCCGAGGAAAAGCAGAUGUUAGUCAAGCUGCACGAACUGGAGCAAAACCGACCUAGCGAUGUGUACCUCUCGUCCCGCGACCGCCUGAUCUUGGACUGGCAUUUUGCCAACUUAGAGUUUGCAAACGCCACCCGGCUAAAUAACCUGUCGCUGAAGCACUGGGAUCAGGAUGAUGACUUCGAGUUUAUUGGCCACCACACAACUGUGCGGAACGGUUAUUCAUGUGUUCCUGUAGCUCUUACUGAAAACCUGGACAUCCGCGUCAAUAGCGCCGUCAAGGAGAUUAAGUACGGCACCAAAGGUGUGGAAGUAGUGGCUGAGAACUUGAAGACAUCCAAUUCGCAGAUGACGUACAAGGCAGACCUGGUCGUCUGCACACUUACUCUGGGCGUCCUAAAAGUGGCUGUAGCACAUAAGGAGUCACAGCAGAGUAACACAGUCAAGUUUGACCCGCCAUUGCCGGACUGGAAACAGCAGGCCAUCAAAAGGCUGGGAUUCGGGAAUCUUAAUAAGGUUGUGCUCUGCUUCGAUCGCAUCUUUUGGGAUCCCAACGCUAAUCUAUUCGGGCACGUGGGCAGCACCACGGCGAGUAGAGGAGAAAUGUUUCUGUUCUGGAGUAUAAGCUCAUCUCCGGUGCUGCUCGCGCUAGUCGCCGGAAUGGCAGCGAAUCUGGUGGAGAGUGUGACGGAUGACAUCAUAAUCGGGCGUUGUAUGUCGGUGCUGAAAAACAUCUUCGGGAAUACCUCUGUUCCACAACCGAAGGAGACAGUGGUAACGCGUUGGCGCAGCGAUCCCUGGGCCCGUGGGUCGUACAGCUACGUAUCCGUUGGUUCCUCGGGCAGUGACUACGAUCUGCUGGCGGCGCCUGUCAUUCCGCCGUCCAGUAAGGAUGCGGAAGGAUUGCCACGGCUAUUCUUCGCGGGCGAGCAUACGAUACGGAAUUAUCCGGCCACUGUGCAUGGAGCGUACUUGAGCGGAUUGCGCGAGGCGGGACGUAUUGCGGAUUACUAUCUCGGCUAUCCAGAGGGAACACCGCCGGACAUUGGCUACUCGGUGGCUGAGGCUGCCAAUCUGGUGUCCGUGGGAAAUGUUGUCAAGCUGCGCGACUUCUCGCCCAAUCUAUCUGACUCCUCCCCGUCGUCAAAGAAGUCGGAGGAGAAUUCAAACUCAAACACUGCCGACUCUACGGAGCUACAGUAACAAUGUAUUUAGCGUGAUGGAUUUGGGCCCCAGCAGUUACUCCUAGAGCGUUUAGUUUUGUAUCAUACAACUGGAACUCGCUGUUUAAAACAAAGCUAGGCCGAUGUAAAUACCUAAGACUAUUCCACUAAGCAUGGACCACUUUCAUUCAACCAAUUAUAAAUUAUAGAUAAAAAGCAAUAGCACCCAACAUAGCCAAUCCUCUUCAGUGUUUCCUUCAGAUCAAAGUAAACAAACCUCUGUGCGCCUAUAAUUGAUCAACAAAUACAAUCAUCUAUCAUAACUUCCUGUUCCACUUACCCGUCAAAGGGGAGUAUAUGUUUUAAGUAUAUUAUCGCGUACCAGAUUGUUUUCAAUCAUUAUUUUGUAAAUGAAAUUUGAAAAUUGUAAAUUAAGUGUACGCAGAUAUUUUUAAUUAGGUUAAUUUUAUUUAAGUAAUAAUUUCACAUUACUUUCAACUUAAAAAAACUUAAAAUUUUUUAAUAUCAUUGUUAUCUGGAUAAAAUAGGAUGUAGAAAAAUGUGUACGCAAAUCAUGGCAUAAAUUGACUCUUAAAAUAUAAUGUAAGCUUGA
Messenger RNA from Drosophila sechellia, 3673 nucleotides. RefSeq names its product lysine-specific histone demethylase Su(var)3-3 (gene Su(var)3-3). The transcript has 3 exons. Lineage: Eukaryota; Metazoa; Arthropoda; Insecta; Diptera; Drosophilidae. Gene Ontology annotation, cellular component: nucleus. The record is from RefSeq and is a predicted model, not a curated record. Gene Ontology annotation, molecular function: flavin adenine dinucleotide binding; transcription factor binding; oxidoreductase activity. Gene Ontology annotation, biological process: regulation of DNA-templated transcription; chromatin remodeling. Bases 434 to 3100 code for a protein of 888 amino acids.